AUGACUAUCAAGAGCCACUUCACUCCUCCCCCACUCAAGGUCGCCAUUAUUGGCGGUGGUCCUGGAGGACUGGGUGCUGCAAUAGAGUUCGCCAAGCUGCACUACGUCGACUGGACGCUUUACGAAAAGAAACCCCAGAUCAGCGAAACAGGUGGCGGCAUCAGUUUGCAACAGCACACUUGGAGACUGCUAGAGUUGAACGGAGCAGCCAAGAACAUAGAUCCAAAUGACUUCUUCAGGUCUCCAGAUGGCACGAGUGGGCAACAACGGAAUGGAAGGACCGGAAAGCUCCUACAACAAAGCAGUCACCCCAAGGACACGCCACCGCAACAGUUGAGUUGCCGUAUGGUGCGGGCUAAGCUACAGGCUGCCCUACUCAAAGAUGUCGAUCAGUCGCGUGUCAAAACCUCGAAAAAGCUGAUUGAUAUAUCUAUUCUACCAAGCGGCAGGGUCGAGAUCCGUUUCGAAGACGGGUUAACCGACGAAGUGGACCUGCUUGUUGGAGCUGACGGAAUCCGCUCAAUCAAGUAUAACGGCCAAUCUGCCUACCGCACCAUCAUUUCAAAAUCGACAGUUGAGGAGAUCGAUGGGAUCCCGAAGUCUCCCGUCUUCUGGCAAAACACUGGCGGAAAAUACGUGUUCACCUGUCCUCUGGGUGGAGAUGAUUUCGAAGUCACCGCGCGCAUCCGUCGCCCAAUCGAGGGCCAGGAACAUGUCAGCUGGGGCCGUCCCUUUGAUUUCUCCACCAUCGCAUCAGAGUAUGACGAGUUCUGUGAACCUGUCCGAAAGGUCAUACAGCUUGCCGCUCAAGGCAAGACCGAAGAGUUUGCCCUUUUCUCGGGAGCCCGGCUUGAAAGCGUCAUUUCUCAUGGUGCCUUGGCCCUAAUUGGAGACGCUUCUCACCCCCUCUCUGGCGCUUUCGGAGCUGGAGCAGGCUUUGCAUUGGAAGAUGUUUAUGCCUUGACUCGGGGUAUCGACUGGGCACAACGGAACGCAAAGGGGUUGCCGGCGGCGCUAGAGCUCUAUGACCAGAUCAGAUCUCCGCACUAUCGUGAUCUAUACGGAGUUCUGGACAACUUUGCCGCACUCAACUCCGCAUUACUGGCUGAGAAUCUUCCUGUAAAUGAGGAAAUUGAGGAGCGAGUAAAAAGAGCGGGCGAGAGUAAGAGUACUUGGAUGUACCACUAUGAAAUAGACACGGCCGUCGACCAGUUUCUCAGAGCGGCUAAUCGACCCGGCCAGGUGGCAGCUGUUCUUUGA
Colletotrichum spaethianum is the source of this 1260-nucleotide messenger RNA. Its product is annotated as 2-heptyl-3-hydroxy-4(1H)-quinolone synthase. The record is from RefSeq and is a predicted model, not a curated record. Gene Ontology annotation, molecular function: FAD binding. The coding region runs from base 1 to 1260 and encodes 419 amino acids. The transcript is spliced from 3 exons. Lineage: Eukaryota; Fungi; Ascomycota; Sordariomycetes; Glomerellales; Glomerellaceae. Gene Ontology annotation, biological process: secondary metabolite biosynthetic process.